AAGGUCAGAUUCCGACUCAGGAGGGAACAUGGACAAAAUGAACGGCAUUCUGCUUACAGUCUUCGUCAUUAUAACUGUAUUUUGCCAUUCUGGAUACACACUGCGAUGUUACCAAUGUGAUCAAAGCCCCUUCCUGUGUCGGAACAAUAUUACAUGUAGCUAUGAAGAAGAUGUUUGCUUGCAAAUUAGGUUUCUGCAUUUGAGAACCUAUGGCUGCUGGAAAUCAUCACAGUGCCAACAUCAAGAAAUUGCCAAUGCCUUUAACGCUGAUAGUUUUAGAUUCCUCUGCUGCUAUAGAGAUUUCUGCAACAAGAGUCCAGACAUCCUGGUCAGUACAGCUCCCCUCGGUAUUUCUGCGAUGACUGUGAUCUGGAUGAUGUACCUGUAAGAAAGAGAUGAAAAGAAAAGUGUUCUCCAUACAUCACACUCUCCCACCCCUUUUGAGUUCAUAUGUCUGUAGCUAAUUGGAGAAGAGGCACAUUGUCUCCAACCAGAAAAAUGCUGAGAUAUUAGAGAGUAAGAGGGAGAGAAGAUGCACGCUAAAU
This is a messenger RNA of Elgaria multicarinata webbii, 545 nucleotides long. RefSeq names its product CD59 glycoprotein-like. Lineage: Eukaryota; Metazoa; Chordata; Lepidosauria; Squamata; Anguidae. The record is from RefSeq and is a predicted model, not a curated record. The coding region runs from base 29 to 388 and encodes 119 amino acids. The transcript is spliced from 4 exons.